Oncorhynchus gorbuscha (pink salmon) is the source of this 5701-nucleotide messenger RNA. Its product is annotated as sodium/potassium/calcium exchanger 3-like. Gene Ontology annotation, cellular component: membrane. The transcript has 17 exons. The record is from RefSeq and is a predicted model, not a curated record. NCBI's taxonomy places the organism in Eukaryota, Metazoa, Chordata, Actinopteri, Salmoniformes, Salmonidae. Bases 539 to 2395 code for a protein of 618 amino acids. Gene Ontology annotation, molecular function: calcium channel activity; calcium, potassium:sodium antiporter activity. Gene Ontology annotation, biological process: calcium ion transmembrane transport; intracellular calcium ion homeostasis.
CACUCACCCCUCUACAUCCUCCUUUCCGCGCUCUCUCUCGCUCUCUCUCUCUAUCAUACACAAACACUCACCCCUCUACAUCCUCCUUUCCGCGCUCUCUCUUGUACAUCGCCAGCCUUGUUGCAGACUGUGUCAGGCGAAAACUGCCACAGAACUGAGGCAUCCAUGGAGCGCUCCGUCCUAUCACAACAUCCACGACGCACAGCAACACUUCCGUGUGAAGUAAUAUAGAAGACAACAUCGCAACCUACUCAAGAUAGAAUACCAACAUCGUCUUUCACGCGUCGACAACCCACCUCUUCCAUUGUGUAACUUUCCGAACCCCUCUUCCUCCCCGCUUCCUUCGACUCCUCCGCGUUCCCUGUCCGGGUUCCCAGAAACUCUGUCCCCGUGAAAACGUCUCCAUGGAUGGGAUAGCCUUUGGCAUGAUGCCCGGGACUGUCCCGGUGCGGUGCGGAGUAAGCCGCUUCAAGGGAGGCUGAACCAGCGGAAGACCAAAGCUCAGCGGAAAAAGCGAAAGGAGUUGUUCGGUGGGCAGAUGUUCUUCAUGGGGGUGCUGCUCGCUCUUGUAAAAGGGCUCUCGUGUUUGGUCGAGAAAGCAGGUUAUGACAUCUCCAGCCUUACUACUGAGGAGGGUGCCAGAUGGGAGAGUCGGAGGCUACUACAGGAGUCCUGGGACAACGAGACAGACCUUCUGUUGGACCCCCCAUCCAAAAACUGCACUGAGCCAGCGUUACAUGAAUUCCCCACAGACCUGUUCACCAACCAGGAGCGCACAGAGGGAGCUGUGGCCCUACACGUCCUGUUUGCCAUGUACAUGUUCUAUGCACUGGCUCUGGUGUGUGACGACUACUUUGUUCCCUCUCUGGAGAAGAUAUGCGAGCGUCUACAUCUUAGUGAGGAUGUGGCAGGUGCAACCUUCAUGGCAGCCGGCAGUUCAGCUCCUGAACUCUUCACCUCUGUUAUCGGUGUGUUCAUCACUAAAGGGGAUGUGGGGGUAGGCACGAUCGUGGGCUCAGCUGUCUUCAAUAUCCUCUGCAUCAUUGGAGUGUGUGGAAUAUUUGCUGGCCAGGCAGUGCAUCUGUCUCGUUGGUCUCUUAUGAGGGACUCUAUGUACUACACCCUAUCCAUCACUGCUCUUAUCGUGUUCAUAUAUGAUGAAAAGGUUUCAUGGUGGGAGUCUCUGACACUGGUUCUAAUGUAUUUCGGCUAUAUUUUGAUAAUGAAGUUUAACUCGAACAUUGUGCAUUUCCUGGAGAGGCGGAAGAAGAACUCGUCCAGCCUGGGGAACGGCACAGCCAGUAACGCUGACCUGGAUGACAACUGUGAUGCCAGCGCUGUCCUGCUGAAGAAAACUAACUUCCACAGAAAGCAGUCAGUGUUGAUGGUAGAUGAGUUGAUGUCAGCCUACCCCCACCAGCUGUCCUUCUCUGAAGCCGGCAUGAGGAUCAUGAUCACCAGCCACUUCUCCCCUCGCACACGCCUCUCCAUGGCCUCACGCAUGCUCAUCACUGAGAGACAGCGUCUGAUUAGCACCCGGCCGUUCACUAACGGAGACUCAGAGGUCACAGUGAAGGUCGGCAGUAGACGGGGCCUGGAGAACGGAUUGGGUGGGCCUGAAAGGGGAGACAAAGGUCGCUGUGGUCACCAUGGAGAGGACGACAGGGGAGAUGUGGAGGCCGGCAACGAGACUGAAAACGAAAACGAAGACAAUGAGAAUAAUGAGAACGAUGAAGAGGAGGAGGACGUAGGGGAGGGACCUUUUGUGCCCUUUCACGUCCCAGCUGGGUGCUGUAAUAAGAUCAAGUGGCUGUUGGCCUGGCCUCUGUGCCUGCUGCUGUUCUUCACGGUGCCUAACUGUGCCAACACUCGCUGGGAGAGAUGGUUCAUGGUCUCCUUCGUCACUUCCACCCUCUGGAUUGCUGGUUUUUCCUAUGUCAUGGUUUGGAUGGUGACAGUGAUCGGAUUUACUCUCGGUAUCCCCGACGUCAUCAUGGGCAUCACCUUCCUGGCAGCUGGCACCAGUGUCCCUGAUUGCAUGGCCAGUCUUAUAGUGGCACGGCAAGGUUUUGGGGACAUGGCUGUGUCUAACUCUAUAGGCAGCAAUGUGUUUGAUAUCCUUAUUGGACUGGGCCUUCCCUGGGCCCUGCAGACUCUUGCCAUCAACUACGGCUCCUACAUUAAACUGAACAGCAAAGGGCUCAUCUUCUCUGUGGGACUUCUGUUGGGGUCUGUGUUCCUCACAGUCCUGGGGGUACAUCUGAAUGGGUGGAAACUGGACCGUCGUUUGGGCCUGGUGUGUCUGCUCAUGUACAGCAUCUUUCUCUGCUUCUCCAUCCUCAUUGAGUACAACGUCUUCACCUUUGUCAACCUGCCUACCUGCAGAGACCGGUGAGACCCAGUUCUCACUCUCCCUUCUCUUUCUCCUCCCCAUCCUCCUCCACUCUCCAGGAGAUGGUCCGGCUUGGGAGGGAUCUGUCUGCACCUCAGAUAUUUGUAUUAUUAUUAUUUUCUUUAUGGUCAGUGCAAUAAGGAGUAGUGUGUGUGUGUGUGUGUGUGUGUGUGUGUGUGUGUGUGUGUGUGUGUGUGUGCGUGCGUGCGUGCGUGCGUGCGUGCGUGGUUUAAAGAGGAGAUCAACUGGGCACACAUGCAGGAGCACAAACUGACUUGUAAAAAGCUUUCACAUAGGACGCGUGAACAAAGCUAUUGUUGUCGACUACUGCCUACUUUGAUGUGAAGAUUUUUAUUUGUUUAGGACUUUUGUAAAGGUGUCUGAAACUGCAUUAUAGUCUACCGUGUGAUUUUGCUGACAAUUUCUAAUGUAAUGUUUAUUAGCUGCUAACUGGCUUUGAUGAAAGCCGGUCUUAUACGAGUCUAUAAUGUGCAGUGGAAUAGUGUUGUUUGAACAAUAUUAAAUGAAAUGUUUCCCGCUUUGUAAAUACAUGCAGGCAGAUAUUCUAUUUAUUAAUUUAUUGAAUGUUAUUAAUUUUAAAUCCAAACCAACCCGGUUGGUCUGGAAGAUGAGCUCAUUUUGGAGAUGCUGUCUGUAGAGAGUAGUGACACCAACAACCCCUUGGCAUGUUAUGAGACUCCAGUCUAAAGUCACUUUUAGGGGAAACAUCCUUUCAACAUUCCUUUGACUCUUGCAAAAGAGGAAUCUCUACUAAAGGUAUUCUGAGCAUUUACUCUAUGACGGACUUGAUUUAGAUCAUCACACGAAGAAAAUGCAUCCUUAGCAAACUCAAACCUAUUCAGUGAGACUGCACUGAAGUAUAUCAUAUGUGGUGUCUGUCCAAGGUGGGAGACGGUCUCUGUUUCAAUGACAAUGAGUGUCCCUACUUGCUGAUUAUUAUGGCAAUCUGGUCAAAUGAAGCAAACUUUGUGAAACGGUAAACUCCUUUUUUCCACAAAUGGAGCUCAAGAGAAUAUGUGCUGCCACAUAGAGGCACAACCAUGAACUACAGCACAGUAUUGGAUUCCUACAGACCUUUUCUUGUUCCAAGUCACUUUUUAGAAAAUGUACAUUGCCUAGAUGGACUUCCUGUAUAAAGGAUGGAUUUCCUGUUCCACCGACACACAGAGGAAAUUAGGCAUUUCUGUACUAAUGAGUACUCCCAGUGUUAUGAUUCAUAGAGGUAGAGAUGCACUUUAAAUAAAGCAUCAGAACUUUGGCUGACCUGAUGUUGGUUGAGCUGCGGUAAUUCAUUUUUUGUAAUGCACAAUGUUUAGAUUUGUCCAGAUGGUAGGUUGUGCUACAUUUAAAUCAGUUCUUAUGUCCUUUACGCCUUUAGUUUUGGGGAUUAUAUCAGACGUAAUCUGUAGACAUGCAGGGGAUUCUAGGACACUUGUUCAAGGCAAGCCAACCAGUCGUGCGUUGAUUGAAUGUUUGCUAUGUUAGUAACACCAUCCAUCGCACCUUUAUUUGACGUUUACAAAAUAUAUUUAUCUCACCACUGUAAACACACAGCAGACUAAGGGCCCUAUUCAAUCCGCAUCGCGGAAGUUCAGUUUUAAAGCGGGAUUGAAAUUUAAAGGCAAUAUUCCCGCUUUAGCAGAUCUUACAUUAACAGUAAACGCUGCAUAUAGUCGACUCAAUCGGGAAUUACUUUUACAUUUCUGUUGCGAAUCUGUAACGCUUCAGUUUUACAGAUUGAAUAGAGCCCUAAAACCAUCUGUAAAAACUAAGAUUUUUCAUUUGGUAGUUUUUUUUCCAUAAAUGCAAAUAACACACAUUUAUUGGAGAAGAAAAAAACUUGCUUUACAAACUGCUCUGAAUUACAUCUUGUGAACACUCAUUUUAUGGACCAAUAACACAAUAUCUCAAAUACAUAAAUGAUGAUUACAAAAAGUCUCAAUGUACAAAGUAUUAGGGUUGCAUUUAUUUUGAAGAAUGUUUAUCGUUUGUUUUUUGUUCAUAUAUUUAUUUGUCUUGGGAAAUGUGUAGAGACGGAGCCCAACUCUAAUGUCAAAGGAAAACAGGGUUUUUAAAAUGUAAAAUCAUUUAUAAUGCAAUAAUGAUGAGCUGUACAAUGUAAAUAUGUUCAUUUGAUUGAAGGCACAUUUCUAGAUGGUAUGUACAGUUGCACAUCACUCUGUCAAGAGAGUAAAAUGUAUCUUGUAGGGCAGACUAAAGUGGUUUACAGAAGUCUGCACUGGAAGCUUGAUAUGAAAAGUGACUUAUAUACAUAUCUACCAAGCCUAUAAGUCAAAGACUCCUAACUAGUUCUAAUUGGCCAAUAUCAUACAAAUAUCCCCAUGCAGCAUUCAAUACAUUAAGUUGAAAAGAUAUCUUCAGUGGCACAUCCAACUGAAAUGUUAACCAGUGACAUACUCUUCCUUAGCCAUAAUACCAUUGACAAAUAUGGUCAGAUGUCAUGUUGUGCUGCUGUUCAUUUGUCCCUGGUUUGAUGAGGAUUAUAAUCUGAAAACAGGUACUAUACAACACAGGAGGUUGGUGGCACCUUCAUUGGGGAGGACGGGCUCGUGUUAAUGGCUGGAGCAGAAUUGGUGGAAUGAUAUCAUAUAUCAAACAUGGUUUCCAUGUGUUUGAUGCCAUUCCAUUUGCGCCAUUCCGACCAUUAUUAUGAGCAGUUUCCCCCCCCCAACUCCUAUACCACCAUGUGCUUGAAAUUCACCAUACUAUCACCAAGACUCAUAUCUGCAGGUGAGCGGUCUUGAAGAAAGGAAUAUUUUAAUAUUUUGUGAAGUUCACAUGGUGAUAUAUUGCUGAUGUACAUAUAUACAUACAUGUAAAUGUAUUUAUAUAUUUUGUCUUAAUCUGUAUAUUUGUUCAAUAUAUUUUCAUAGAUAUGAUCUUAGGUCCCCCUUGGUACCCUCCUCAGUCCUUUGUUUUGUUGUGUUUGAGAUUUUGAUAUCACCUUGUCCUUUGUUAACUUGCAUGGAUAUAUUUUAAUAUAAUACAUUAUGUAAUGGUAAUUAUAAUGUAAUUUGAAUCAGAAUGAUAUAUAUAUUAAAGAUGGCACUUAACUUGGCUGUUGAACUGGACCUCCUAGAUGGCUGCAUGUUGUUUCUGAUAGGAAAGGCUAAGUUUGAUGAUGUAAUGUUAAUCAAAUAACCUGAAGUAUGCCUCCGGAACAGGGAGGUCAAAACAGAAUGGUUUACUUUGUGUGCCGAUGUUUCAGAUGUAAUUUAGAAUACUUUUGGUACUUCCGCAUAAAUAAAGUAUAUUUGCUUAAGGUAA